This is a messenger RNA of Pectinophora gossypiella (pink bollworm), 4012 nucleotides long. RefSeq lists its product as uncharacterized. NCBI's taxonomy places the organism in Eukaryota, Metazoa, Arthropoda, Insecta, Lepidoptera, Gelechiidae. The coding region runs from base 247 to 3078 and encodes 943 amino acids. The transcript is spliced from 3 exons. The record is from RefSeq and is a predicted model, not a curated record.
ACAAAAAAAGUUGUUACAAUUUUUAUUCUAUGGCAUUCUGUAUGUCUGUCUGUUGUCAAAUCAAAAAACGAGCGAAAAAUUAGUGUUUGAGAGUUAUUUUGUGAAAGAGAUUUGUGAAAAUUCACAUAAUCACGAGAUUGUGAAACAAUAAUAACUUUGAUAUUAGUGCUGCUUGAAUUGUGUUGUACAGUGUCGUUUAGAAUUACGUUUCAUCCAAGUAAUCCAUGUGUGAAUAUACGUAGCAUCAUGCCUCCCAGAACAAGAGCAGCGAAGUCAACAAAAGGAUUGAAAGAAAAUAUCGUAGUCGGCACGAAGACAAAACAAAAAACUACUGUGAAAGAAACAAAAUCUGUAAGGAAGGUUUUAGCUGACAAAACAAACUCUGCCUCAGACGAUAAUGCGUCGAUAGAAGCCCCUAAAAAAGUGGUGAACAAACCUUCAGUUGUGCCGAAAACUUCUAAGAUACAGAAGGAGAAUGAUAACACGAUCAGACCACAACGUGAUCGGCGACUGCCGGAUCGUUUUGUAGAAAACAAGGUAUUGAAAAAUUUAUCUAAUAGCAAAGAAAAGUUGGUAACUACUCCAGUUUCCAAGGACGACAAAAGCUCAGUUAAGGAUUCUAUUGUGGAAUCGCCUUUUAAAACUCCUCAAAAAGUAGGUGAAACUAGUCUCAUUGCUUCAAGACCACGUAGAGUAUGUCGUUUACCAUCUAAGUUUGAUGACCACUCUAUCAGUCCCAAUAAAUUUAUACCAGUUCAACCAUCUCAUGCCAGUACACCUUUAGUCCAGAAGAAAGUUAUUACCCCCAGCACAAACAACACACAACAUAAGAAUAAUGUCAGUAACAAGGCUACACCACCAAAACCUAAAUCAGUUGAGGCAUCACCUAAUAAGAAAGUUGUAAAAUCCAUUGAGGUAUCACUUAAGAAAGGUGUGCCCAAAAAAAAUAUGAAGAAAGUUUCCCCUGACACAAAUAACAAUGCUAAAGGUAGAACACUUCGAGCUAGGAAAGUUGUACCCAAGGAAACUAAUCAAUCAUCAUCUCUAAUUAGCCCUGAGAAAAAAGUUAAAAGCCCUAUGAAAAGAAGCCCAGUUAAAAAGACAAAGCCUAUAAAUAAAAACUUUUCCUUUAAAGUUUUUGAAGAGAAUAAAAAUAAUCAAAGCAAUCAAGAUGUGUAUGAGUUUACUUAUGAUCCAAAUGAAGAACCACCUCCUCAGAAGAAGAAAAAGAAAGUUGUUAGAAAGAAACAAGCAAAACCUAAAAUGGUUUUCUUUAAAAACAACUAUGACAUUAAUGUCUCUAAAGCUUUGACAGCUUUGAAGAAUGUUGUCGCUAAGAAACAGACCCCUAUGCCUAAUGAUUCAGGAAAAAAUACACACCAACCACAUCAAAUUGGAGCUUCAACAAUUGAUAUAAAUUCACAUCAAGUAUCACAAAAAUCAGCAAAUGUAAACAUCAAAAGUGUACCACAAAUCCAGAGAAAUAUAGCAUCUAAGAUAAUUAUUGGUGGAGCUAAUCAACAUGCUGUUACAAAUAAUAUUUAUUCUGUUCAAGGGCAUCAGAAUGUCCAAACAGGCAUUCCAAAAUUACAACUCACUGCUAAUGUUGCUGCUGUUCAACCUCCUCCCAAAAUGGAUAAAAUACCUGAACAGCACAAAUCUAUAAGGGUUGAAGAUAUUGCAGCAGACUUUGAACCCUCCUUACAUGAUGACAUGAAUUAUUCUCCAGUAAAUUCACCUAUGCGCCCACAAACUCCUGUACCACAGCAAAACACAUCUGCUGUGCAUAUCAGCAAUGAUCCCCUCAACCUAAGGGAGAAUUUGAGCUUCUUUGAUGAAAAUCCUGUUGCUAGCAGCAGCAUGAAUACUUCAGUCAGACAUCCUCAUGCAAGUCCAUGGCGUGUUGAAUUUGAAAACUUACCUAUCCGCUGGCAUGUCAAUUCAUAUGUCAAAGCAAACAUGACCCCAGCUGUUGAAUGCUCUUUUGUAAACUUUGAAGACAAAAAGAAACAUGUCUACACCAAUUUAGUAGCAGAAUCUAAUGAUUCUCUGCCUGAAAUUGUGUCAAAAGAUCAACCAAAUCUAAUACAAACCAGUAUGAUUUCUUUCAUUAAAGAAGUGAUGGAAAAAAGUUCCACCAAAAAGAAAAAAGCGAGAUCUGUAACACCAGUAACUGCCAGUCUGUUCAAUGAUACAGCUAAUAAAAGCCCUUCUAAAACUGUUGAGAAUGUUAAUAGAACUUCUAGACAACUUUUUACUCCUAAGAAAGAUACUGACAAAGCUUACUCUGAUAAUUUAGCUGUAGAAAAUGUAAAAGAUACUUCCAAUGAUAAAGAAAACUCUAAGGAAUCAUCCAAAGGUCAGAAAAGAAAGAAUAAUGUUGAUCCUAAUGAGGUGCCAGCGAAAACUCCGCGUAAAGAAAAAGACAACACAUAUUUUGGGUUUGAUGACAGUGAGAAUCAAGAUCAGGAGAAUGUGUCUCCACAAAAGAUUGUAGAAGGUCGGAAACGCGGUUUGAGGCCUAGAGCAAGAGCUGUUUUGAAAGAAAUUAAUGAACAGACUGGUCCCACUCGAGCAGUUGUUCCUGUUGCUGCUAAAACAGCUCAAAGAGUUGAAGUGGAGAAACUGUAUGAAGAAAUGAAGUCGGCCACAGAUGCUCCUGUGUUCCCUGAUAAGGAACAGGAAAACAUUGGGACAACAAAUGUGAAUCAGACUGUAGAAGAAUUGCUGGAUGAGGAUUCCCAAUCUGUGCAUCUGUUUGAGGAUAUUGAACUUGUCCAUCACUUAAAGCCACAAAGGAAAAGCUAUGGUAAAGCCAAGAAGGUGACAUUCCGACAGCGUUCAAGUGAUAGUGACACUCAGGUCAGUGACCCAAGGCCAGAGUUGGAUUCUGAUGAAGACAUGAAUGACCUUACCUUUGAUCCUGGUGUACCAUUUGUGGAAGAGAGGAAGACUAAGAAGAAACAAACUAAGAAACAGAAGUUGACUAAGAAAGAGAAGGAGGAAGCAGACGCGUGGGCCGCUAGCUUUAACUCCAUGUGCGAAGAUGUUGACGAGUUUCCAUUAAUAGUCGAGUGAUCAGAUCACUCCCGCCGCGUUUUAGGUUUGUUCAAAAUAUCAAUCAUUUUAAAUUAUCAUGGAUAAUAUCUUAAAAUUGGUUCUCAUGCAAAAUAUUAUCAUGGAAAAUUUUAAAGUAUCAUUUAUUAUCAUGUUAACAUUACCUAUUAUUUGAAAUAUUACUAAUAAUAUAAAAUUGCAAGUUAUGCUGUUUUUAAAAGGAACUACUUAUAAAGUAAUAAUAUGCGAUGUAAGUUAGUGCAAUAUAGCACAGUAUAAAACAUAUUCAAGGGUAUUUUAAAAUUGUUGUAUGGACAAAAAAACAUAUGUGUUACUAAUAAUUUAAAACUAAUGCAUAAAACUUUAAAGUUUUUGAGUGUAGAUUUGCCAUACAGUUUUUAAUAAAACAUAAAUAAAUCCUUUUCUUGAACGUAAUUUUUAGUUUUUAAAAUGAAAAAUAAUUAUCAUGAAUUCUACUAUGACUAUGACAAAAAUUAAGAGAUUAUAUUUUCGUGGCCAUAUCUUUGCCAUCAUGUCAAGUACAAAAUAUUGUCACAAUUUUUUUGGUUUAUUUAGUCUGAAAAUGGCCAUUGCAUUUUUAAUUUACAUUAAGUUUAAUUUUGGUUUAAGAACUCAUUUUAUUAAGUUAAAGUAUAGUAUAGUUGUAAUAUAUUUUAAGUUAUUAAGAGGAAAAAAGGGAUUCCAUGAAGUUUUACGAUUUAGUUAACUAUAGUUUUAGUGUCAUAUGCUCCAGAAUACUGUGAUUUGAUCUGAUGAUUGAAACUUAGGUCCAUUUGGUCUACAAUAUCUCAGUUUUUAUUUAACAAAUCUCACAUAUAACACACUUCAUAGAAUUCGACAAUAAUUUCAUGAUAUAGUUAUUACAGAGUUAUUUAAUUCCAAUUUAUACUUUUAAGUUUUAAUGUUUUAUAUUUGACCUUAUACUCAAAUACCA